This is a messenger RNA of Prunus armeniaca (apricot), 183 nucleotides long. The record is from the annotation of a GenBank genome assembly. NCBI's taxonomy places the organism in Eukaryota, Viridiplantae, Streptophyta, Magnoliopsida, Rosales, Rosaceae.
AUGGGUAAAGGUGCUGGUCAAAGGGUGAUUUACUUCCAGCAACCUGUGCAUAUGGGAAUGGGCUUGAGUUUUGAUGCUCCCAAGCAGCCCAAAACUUCUACUCUUUGGACCAUCCAUACCACAACCCGCUUAGCAAGACCCAGGCAUUCGCGUGGCUUGUGCCCACUUAAGCUUGUAGCGUAA